Molecule: messenger RNA, 2038 nt
Organism: Fundulus heteroclitus (mummichog)
Lineage: Eukaryota; Metazoa; Chordata; Actinopteri; Cyprinodontiformes; Fundulidae
Product: tripartite motif-containing protein 16-like
Exons: 1
Coding region: 16-1677 (553 amino acids)
Molecular function (GO): protein binding; zinc ion binding
Source: RefSeq, a predicted model, not a curated record
UUACUGAGGGCUAAAAUGGAGCACAGUGGAGGUCACCUAGACCAAGAUAACUUAUCUUGUUCCAUCUGUUUGGAUCUCCUGAAGGAACCGGCGACUAUUCCCUGUGGACACAGCUACUGUAUGAACUGUAUUACAGACCACUGGAAUGAAGAGGAUCAGAGGAGAAUCCCCAGCUGCCCUCAGUGCAGGAAAGAGUUCACACCGAGGCCUGUUCUGGAGAAAAACAUCACAUUAGCUGCUUUAGUGGAGGAUCUGAAGAAGAAUGGACUCCAAACCGCUCCAGCUGAUCUCUGCUAUGCUGGACCUGAAGAUGUGGCCUGUGACGUCUGCACUGGGAGGAAGAUGAAGGCUGUUAAGUCCUGUCUGGUCUGUUUAGUGACUUAUUGUGAGAAUCACCUCCAGCCUCACCAUGAUGUUCCUGGACUGAAGAAACACAAGCUGGUGAAUCCCUCCAAGAACCUCCAUGAGAACAUCUGCUCUCAUCAUGAUGAGGUGAUGAAGAUCUUCUGUCGUACUGAUCAGCAGUGUAUCUGUUAUCUCUGCUUAAUGGAUAAACAUAAAGGCCACGACACAGUCCCAGCUGCAGCAGGAAGGGCUGAGAAGCAGAAGGAGCUCCAGGUGAGUCGACAACAAAUCCAGCAGAGAAUCCAGGACCAAGAGAAAGAUGUGAAGCUGCUUCAACAGGAGGUGGAGGCUAUCAAUGUCUCUGCUGAUAAAGCAGUGGAGGACAGUGAGAAGAUCUUCACUGAGAUGAUCGGUUUGAUCCAGAAAAGAAGCUCUGAUGUGAAGCAGCAGAUCAGAUCCCAGCAGGAAACUGAAGUGAGUCGAGUCAAAGAGCUUCAGGAGAAGCUGGAGCAGGAGAUCACUGAGCUGAAGAGGAAAGACGCUGAGCUGGAGCAGCUCUCAGACACAGAGGAUCACAACCAGUUUCUCCUCAACUACCCCUCACUGUCAGCUCUCAGUGAGUCUACACACUCAACCAGCAUCAAUGUUCGUCCUCUGAGAUACUUUGAGGAUGUGACAGCAGCUGUGUCAGAGCUCAGGGAGAAACUACAGGGCCUCUUGAAAGACAAAGGGACAAACAUCUCACAGAAAGUCACUGAAGUGGAUGUUUUACUGUCCGAAUCAGAACAAAAGACCAGAGCUGGAUUCUUAAAAUAUUCACAAGUAAUCACUCUCGAUCCAAACUCAGCAAACAGAUUUCUCUUAUUAUCUAAGCGGAGCAGAAAAGUAACAAAGAUUAAACUAGAACAGUCUUGUUCUAGUCAUCCAGACAGAUUCACUGAUUGGUAUCAGGUUCUGAGCAGAGAGAGUCUGACUGGACGUUGUUACUGGGAGGUGGAGUGGGAAGGAACAGUUGAUGUAGCAGUUUCAUACAAGAACAUCAGCAGAGCAGGAGGAUUAGAUGAAUGUUUAUUUGGAUUCAAUGACAAAUCUUUGUCAUUACAUUGUAACAAAGAUAGUUACACUUUUUAUCACAACAGAGUUAAAACUCCAGUAUCAGGUCCAGUUUCCUCCAGAGUAGGAGUGUACCUGGAUCACAGAGCAGGUAUUCUGUCUUUCUACAGCGUCUCUGAAACCAUGACUCUCCUCCACAGAGUCCAGACCAAGUUCACUCAGCCUCUAUAUGUUGGGAUAUGGCUUUAUGAUGAUGGAUCUUUUGUUGAGUUUGUUUGACUGAAAUAGUCAGAACUGAUCUGAGGUCCAUUUGGUUAAAAUUAGUGUUUUAGUUUCAGUUUCUUUAGUCUCCAUUGUGAUUGCUGAGAACUCAUUGUUGUCAUUUCUUCACUGCUCAGAGAUCAGCUGUCUUUAUGGAGCUUCCUUGUCAUCUUGUUUGUUGUUUUGUUGAUGAUGGAGUUUGAGUGCUGCCCCCACCUGUUUUCAUUCAGCCAUGGAGGCUAUCACUUCUCUGGAAGAUUUUGAUCCAUCUAAACUAAUUAAAUUUACAUUUAUUGUUUUGUCAGACCAAGUGUUGUUCAAAUCCAUGUACAGAUGAGCUGCUGGAAACUGUAAUGAUCAUGAUCAUGAUCACCCAGUA